AUGUGCUUGUUCAGGCCCAUAAUAUGCGCCAGGCUCACGCACACAAAUAUUCUCCCCGUUUAUGGUUAUACUGACGGUUUCGGCCCAAUCAUAGCGCUGGUCAGUCCUUGGGCGGAGAAUGGAAAUUUGAUGGUCUAUUUGGAGCGUGAGGGUGCAGAUCUUACUGUCCUUCGACGAUUCCAGAUCCUCAGGGAUAUCAUAACUGGUCUCCAAUAUCUUCACGCCAAUAGUGUCAUCCAUGGGGACUUCACUGCUCCUAAUGUACUCAUCCAUGGUGAUGGUACUGCGUGUGUUGCCGACUUCGGUCUCUCCUUGAUGUAUUCGGAGGUCAUGAGCAUCUCUCAGGCUUCCUGGACAUCCACGCUCAACGGCAAUGUACGAUGGAUGGCUCCCGAGCUGCUCACAUCAGAGCGGGAGGAUGGGUCUCUACCACGGCCGAGCGAGCAGAGCGACAUAUAUUCAUUAGGCGGUAUCAUGUUGCAGGUCCUCACCAAUAGUACUCCCUAUUAUUACUUCCGGCAUGAUGCAGCCAUCAUAUGGGCUAUGCAGAAGUCAGAGAUGCCUUCACGAUCGCGUUAUCCUCCGCUGCCCGAAAAAUACUGGGAGUUUAUUGAGCAAUGUUGGUCUACUGAUCCGCGGGACCGUCCAUCGACAAAGGCAGCUGAGGGAGUCAUCAGGAAUGAAUAUCAUGCGCUAUCCAGAUCUCCUUGAUUCUUGAACUGCCUUUUAUACAAUCAUGUAUUUACGGUACAACCAAUUGGAUAGCUAGCUCGGCAUGCUACUCAGGUAUAGCAAAUGUAGGACCUGCCCCCCGUUAUUUUGUGGUAAGAGCUUGAGACUAAACGUUUCUUGGGAAAACGAACCAGCAGCUACA
Suillus clintonianus is the source of this 874-nucleotide messenger RNA. Its product is annotated as kinase-like domain-containing protein. Gene Ontology annotation, molecular function: ATP binding; protein kinase activity. The transcript has 6 exons. The coding region runs from base 1 to 711 and encodes 236 amino acids. NCBI's taxonomy places the organism in Eukaryota, Fungi, Basidiomycota, Agaricomycetes, Boletales, Suillaceae. The record is from RefSeq and is a predicted model, not a curated record. Gene Ontology annotation, biological process: protein phosphorylation.